Messenger RNA from Patiria miniata (bat star), 13857 nucleotides. RefSeq lists its product as uncharacterized. Gene Ontology annotation, biological process: Notch signaling pathway; establishment or maintenance of epithelial cell apical/basal polarity; heterophilic cell-cell adhesion. Lineage: Eukaryota; Metazoa; Echinodermata; Asteroidea; Valvatida; Asterinidae. The record is from RefSeq and is a predicted model, not a curated record. Bases 99 to 13766 code for a protein of 4555 amino acids. Gene Ontology annotation, cellular component: protein-containing complex; plasma membrane. Gene Ontology annotation, molecular function: calcium ion binding; G protein-coupled receptor activity; Notch binding. The transcript has 78 exons.
UGGGGAGUGGUUUAAUACUUGGACGUAUCCGUACCUUACGUGAACUAUAUAGCGGCCAGCAACACUGCCUCUGGUUGGUCAGCACCGUCAUCACCAAUAUGGAUAAACGUCACUCGGCACUACAGGAAUGGCGGCAAAACACCCUUUUGGUCAUCCUCACAGUUGUCAUGGCGACAUCUCACCUGUCACGUGUUUCUGGAUACCCAAGUGGUCCACCUAUUGAUUCUUAUCCCGAACUCUGUUCAAACAUGCUGCCAUCUGGUCAUUCGGGGUCACCGAGUGAACCUCCAUCACCAUAUUUCGUGUCCUUCAACGAAACAGAAUAUACGCCUGGGCAGCUUUUAGAAGUUACUCUUGAAGCGAUUCUGCCAAUCAGCGAUUAUUUCAAGGGUUUUCUUGUCAUCGUGGAUAACACGCCAAGAACAAUAGGCCCUCAAGGAGAAUUUUUUAACGUUAGUGAAGGAACUCAGGCCCUUGACUGCUCAAAUAGCACACAGAAUGCCUGGGGCCAUAGUAAUAACACUAUUAAACACACCGUGACUGCAUUCUGGAAGCCGCCUGCGUAUGACCAGGGCCCUCUUGUUGCCAGGGCAACAGUCGUGAAGGAGUUCUCAGUCUUCUGGGUGCAUAUUUUAUCUGAUGUAAUCCAAUACUCACCUCCAGAGACAAUGUUAACAACAACCCAACCACCCUCUACAGACCCAACUGAAUCGUCUCAAGCUACAUCAACAGAGUACCCCUUCGGAGAGACGACGUUAACAUCAACCCAACCACCUUCUACAGACACAACUGAUACGCCUCAGGCUACAUCAACAGAGAAUCCCGUCGGAGAGACAAUGUUAACAACGACCCAACCACCCUCUACAGACCCAACUGAGACGCCUCAAGCUACAUCAACAGAGCCCUUCGGAGAGUUAGCCUUCUCCACCGAGCUAGGAGUCUCUAUAAUUUUCACUGACACGCCUCAACCUCCAUCUACAUCGAUUGCUGUCGACAUCCCAGAUAUCCCAGACGAUGAGGCUCCAAGCAUUACGUGCCCUGAUCAUGUCACCAUGGAGACCGAUGCAUUCGAGUCCUAUGCCACUGUCACCUUGCCUAAUUUUCGGAAUGCGACGGACAAUGUCGUAAUCAACGACACGUGGAUCAUUGCGUUGGGAGCUGAGUAUGAAAUAGGCAGUACUGCUCAGUUCGGAUACUUGAACUCACCACACACCAUCACGUACUACGCUGAGGAUCUUGCCGGGAACCAGGCGAAUUGUAGCAUCACAAUCACAGUACUGGAUCUUGAGCCCCCGGACAUAACUUGUCCACAAAACGGAAUGACCUUUGUAUUUACGGACGAAGGGCAGUCAUUCGCUACUGUAACACUUCCCACAGAUCACGAGGUUAGCGACAAUGUCCAAGUCGCUAAUGUUAUCGUCACUGGUAGCCCACCACCUACCCAAGCUCCAAUGAGAAGACUGUUGACCACAGGCAUCUUAUAUCCUGGCAACGAGACCACUUUUGAAUAUGGUUCUCGAAGUGUUUACUACAUUGCUACAGAUCUUGCGGGUAACGAGAAUUUCUGCGAAUUGGUCGUUCAAGUGAAUGAUCAAGAGCCUCCCACCAUCGACUGUCCCUUCUCUGGGAAUUUAAUGCAGACAACUGACGAGGGACAGGACUUCGCCACUGUUGUGUUCCCAUCAAACUACAAUGCUUCUGACAAUGUGCAUAUUUCCUCGGUCAGGAUUAGUGAGGUUGACAUCGAGGAAUUUCCACAGCGCAGGAGGUUGCUUCAGUUUCCCCUCUACAGCCCCGGUGACAAUCAGACGUACGGGAUAGGCAAUCACUCCGUUUACUACAUAGCGGCUGAUUUUGACGAGAACGAAGCUUCUUGUGUCCUAAAUAUAGUAGUUAAAGACGACGAGCCUCCGAUGAUAAUGUGUCCCUUUACAGCAAAUGGCACUACCGAUGCCGGCUUACCAACUGGCACGGCAUACUUUCCAGAUGCCAUCGUCACAGACAAUUCUGGGCUGUCUGUUGGACUCGUAGCAAAUGCAUCUUCAUUGUUGUUUCCUUUUCCUAUUGGUGAAACCAUCGUGGAGUUUGUAGCCACAGAUUCCAGUGGAAACAGUGCCAGAUGUACCUUUAUCGUCAGAAUCACAGAUGAUGAUCCUCCAAUGAUUACCUGCCCGGCCAAUCAAACUGUAGCCACUAAUUCCAGUUUAAGUACAGUCACAAUUCUACUACCUCCUGUGUCAUCUGCUUCUGACAACUCGGGAGCAUAUACCAUCACCAUUGAUGUUGCUGGUGCUACACACAAUGUCGGUGACCAUGUUACCCUCGACCUUGCUACUGGUCAACAUUUACUGCGAUACAUUAUAACUGACAACGCCAUGAAUACUGAGACUUGUGAUACGUACAUCACUGUCAUUGACGACGAGCCUCCAACGAUAAUGUGUCCCUUUACUGCAAAUGGCACCACCGAUGCCGGCUUACCAACUGGCACGGCAUACUUUCCAGAUGCCAUUGUCACAGACAAUUCUGGGCUGUUUGUUGGACUCGUAGCAAACGCAUCUUCUUUGUCGACUCCUUUUCCUAUUGGUGAAACUAUUGUAGAGUUUGUAGCCACAGAUUCCAGCGGAAACAGUGCCAGAUGUACCUUUAUCGUCAGAAUCACAGAUGAUGAGACACCAGUGUUAGAAUGUCCACUGAACAUCGUCGCACCCACCGACCCUGGGCAGGACUUUGCUACAGUGACGUGGAAUUCACCCAACGUGACAGACAACUCUGGGGAAUUGAUCUUUCCAACUCUAAGCCACGUGUCUGGUUCUACAUUUCCUCUUGGUAUAACCACGGUGGAAGUUAAUGCAACUGACUCCAGCUCAAACGUCGCUUCUUGCUCCUUCAUCAUCGAUGUUGGAGAUGAUGAUCCUCCAAUGAUUACCUGCCCGGCCAAUCAAACUGUAGCCACUAAUUCCAGUUUAAGUACAGUCACAAUUCUACUACCUCCUGUGUCAUCUGCUUCUGACAACUCCGGAGCAUAUACCAUCACCAUUGAUGUUGCUGGUGCUACACACAGUGUCGGUGACAAUGUUACCCUCGACCUUGCUACUGGGCAACAUUUACUGCUAUACAUUAUAACUGACGACGCCAUGAAUACUGAGACUUGUGAUACGUACAUCACUGUCAUUGACGACGAGCCUCCAACGAUAAUGUGUCCCUUUACUGCAAAUGGCACCACCGAUGCCGGCUUACCAACUGGCACGGCAUACUUUCCAGAUGCCAUUGUCACAGACAAUUCUGGGAUGUUUGUUGGACUCGUAGCAAACGCAUCUUCUUUGUCGACUCCUUUUCCUAUUGGUGAAACUAUUGUAGAGUUUGUAGCCACAGAUUCCAGUGGAAACAGUGCCAGAUGUACCUUUAUCGUCAGAAUCACAGAUGAUGAGGCUCCUGAGUUAGAAUGCCCACUGAACAUCGUCGCACCCACGAACCCUGGGCAGGACUCUGCUACAGUGACGUGGAAUUUACCCAAUGUGACAGACAACUCUGGGGAAUUGAUCUCUCCAACUCUAAGCCACAUGUCAGGUUCUACAUUUCCUCUUGGUAUAACCACGGUGGAAGUUAAUGCAACUGACUCCAGCUCAAACCUCGCUUCUUGCUCCUUCAUCAUCGAUGUUGGAGAUGAUGAUCCUCCAAUGAUUACCUGCCCGGCCAAUCAAACUGUAGCCACUAAUUCCAGUUUAAGUACAGUCACAAUUCUACUACCUCCUGUGUCAUCUGCUUCUGACAACUCGGGAGCAUAUACCAUCACCAUUGAUGUUGCUGGUGCUACACACAAUGUCGGUGACCAUGUUACCCUCGACCUUGCUACUGGUCAACAUUUACUGCGAUACAUUAUAACUGACAACGCCAUGAAUACUGAGACUUGUGAUACGUACAUCACUGUCAUUGACGACGAGCCUCCGAUGAUAACGUGUCCCUUUACUGCAAAUGGCACCACCGAUGCCGGCUUACCAACUGGCACGGCAUACUUUCCAGAUGCCAUUGUCACAGACAAUUCUGGGCUGUUUGUUGGACUCCUAGCAAACGCAUCUUCAUUGUCGACUCCUUUUCCUAUUGGUGAAACCAUCGUGGAGUUUGUAGCCACAGAUUCCAGUGGAAACAGUGCCAGAUGUACCUUUAUCGUCAGAAUCACAGACGACGAGCCUCCGAUGAUAACGUGUCCCUUUACUGCAAAUGGCACUACCGCUGCCGGCUUACCAACUGGCACGGCAUACUUUCCAGAUGCCAUUGUCACAGACAAUUCUGGGCUGUCUGUUGGACUCGUAGCAAACGCAUCUUCCUUGUCGACUCCUUUUCCUACUGGUGAAACCAUCGUGGAGUUUGUAGCCACAGAUUCCAGUGGAAACAGUGCCAGAUGUACCUUUAUUGUCAGAAUCACAGAUGAUGAGGCUCCUGUGGUAGAAUGCCCACUGAACAUCGUCGCACCCACCGACCCUGGGCAGGACUUUGCUACAGUGACGUGGAAUUCACCCAACGUGACAGACAACUCUGGGGAAUUGAUCUCUCCAACUCUAAGCCACGUGUCUGGUUCUACAUUUCCUCUUGGUAUAACCACGGUGGAAGUUAAUGCAACUGACUCCAGCUCAAACCCCGCUUCUUGCUCCUUCAUCAUCGAUGUUGGAGAUGAUGAUCCUCCAAUGAUUACCUGCCCGGCCAAUCAAACUGUAGCCACUAAUUCCAGUUUAAAUACAGUCACAAUUCUACUACCUCCUGUGUCAUCUGCUUCUGACAACUCGGGAGCAUAUACCAUCACCAUUGAUGUUGCUGGUACUACACACAAUGUCGGUGACAAUGUUACCCUCGACCUUGCUACUGGUCAACAUUUACUGCAAUACAUUAUAACUGACAACGCCAUGAAUACUGAGUUCUGUGAUACGUACAUCACUGUCAUUGAUGACGAGCCUCCAAUGAUAAUGUGUCCCUUUACUGCAAAUGGCACCACCGAUGCCGGCUUACCAACUGGCACGGCAUACUUUCCAGAUGCCAUUGUCACAGACAAUUCUGGGCUGUUUGUUGGACUCGUAGCAAAUGCAUCUUCUUUGUCGACUCCUUUUCCUAUUGGUGAAACCAUCGUGGAAUUUGUAGCCACAGAUUCCAGUGGAAACAGUGCCAGAUGUACCUUUAUCGUCAGAAUCACAGAUGAUGAGGCCCCUGUGUUAGAAUGCCCAAUGAACAUCGUCGCACCCACUGAUCCUGGGCAGGACUUUGCCACAGUGAUGUGGAAUUCACCCAACGUGACAGACAACUCUGGGGAAUUGAUCUCACCAACUCUAAGCCAUGUGUCUGGUUCUACAUUUCCUCUUGGUAUAACCACGGUGGAUGUUAACGCAACUGACUCCAGCUCAAACAUUGGUUCUUGCUUCUUCACCAUCGAUGUUCAAGACAGCCAAGCUCCCGUUGUAGAAUGCCCAAUGAAUAUCCUCACAGGCACAGACACAGGACAGGAUUUUGCUACUGUGAUGUGGUACGCACCCAACGUGACUGAUAACUCCGGUGAAUCAAUUACUGCUAAUCUAAGCCAUGUAUCAGGGUCGACAUUUCCUCUUGGUAUAACAACAGUGAGCGUUGAUGCUACUGACUCUAGUGGAAGGACAGGGUCUUGUUCCUUCACUGUCACCGUUCUAGAUGAUGAGGCCCCUGUGUUAGAAUGCCCAAUGAACAUCGUCGCACCCACUGAUCCUGGGCAGGACUUUGCCACAGUGAUGUGGAAUUCACCCAACGUGACAGACAACUCUGGGGAAUUGAUCUCACCAACUCUAAGCCAUGUGUCUGGUUCUACAUUUCCUCUUGGUAUAACCACGGUGGAUGUUAACGCAACUGACUCCAGCUCAAACAUUGGUUCUUGCUUCUUCACCAUCGAUGUUCAAGACAGCCAAGCUCCCGUUGUAGAAUGCCCAAUGAAUAUCGUCACAGGCACAGACACAGGACAGGAUUUUGCUACCGUGAUGUGGUACGCACCCAACGUGACUGAUAACUCCGGUGAAUCAAUUACUGCUAAUCUAAGCCAUGUAUCAGGGUCGACAUUUCCUCUUGGUAUGACAACAGUGAGCGUUGAUGCUACUGACUCCAGUGGAAGGUCAGGGUCUUGUUCCUUCACUGUCACCGUUCUAGAUGGCGAAUCUCCAAGCAUUACUUGUCCAGCCAACCAGACAGUUGCCAUGGAUAGCGGCAAGAACUUCGCCACAGUUGUGUUACCAUCCCCAGCCUCUUCCUCUGACAACUCCGGUGUAUACACCGUCACCAUUGAUGUAGAUAAGAGAUUUUAUUUCGUCAACGACACUGUCUCCUUUGACCUUGCAGCAUCUCCACAUUUAGUGCUGUAUACUGCCACUGACGAUGCUGGUAAUAGCGCUACAUGUGAUAUGUACAUCAUCGUGUUCGAUGAUGAGGCCCCUGUGUUAGAAUGCCCAAUGAACAUCGUCGCACCCACUGAUCCUGGGCAGGACUUUGCUACAGUGAUGUGGAAUUCACCCAACGUGACAGACAACUCUGGGGAAUUGAUCUCUCCAACUCUAAGCCACGUGUCAGGUUCUACAUUUCCUCUUGGUAUAACCACGGUGGAUGUUAACGCAACUGACUCCAGCUCAAACAUUGGUUCUUGCUUCUUCACCAUCGAUGUUCAAGACAGCCAAGCUCCCGUUGUAGAAUGCCCAAUGAAUAUCGUCACAGGCACAGACACAGGACAGGAUUUUGCUACCGUGAUGUGGUAUGCACCCAACGUGACUGAUAACUCCGGUGAAUCAAUUACUGCUAAUCUAAGCCAUGUAUCAGGGUCGACAUUUCCUCUUGGUAUGACAACAGUGAGCGUUGAUGCUACUGACUCUAGUGGAAGGACAGGGUCUUGUUCCUUCACUGUCACCGUUCUAGAUGGCGAAUCUCCAAGCAUUACUUGUCCAGCCAACCAGACAGUUGCCAUGGAUAGCGGCAAGAACUUCGCCGCAGUUGUGUUACCAUCCCCAGCCUCUUCCUUUGACAACUCCGGUGUUUACACCGUCACCAUUGAUGUAGAUAAGAGAUUUUAUUUCGUCAACGACACUGUCUUCUUUGACAUUGCAGCAUCUCCACAUUUAGUGCAGUAUACUGCCACUGACGAUGCUGGUAAUAGCGAUACAUGUGAUAUGUACAUCACCGUGUUCGAUAUCGAUGAUUGUGAUCCCAACCCUUGUCUGAAUGGAGGAACGUGUUCUGAUGGCAUUAAUAGCUACACAUGCACGUGUGCACCAGGAUAUACAGAUAGCAACUGCACAACAGACAUUGAUGACUGUUUCCCUGAUCCCUGCUUGAACAACGGAACCUGCUCAGAUGGUGUCAAUGGCUUCACUUGUGAAUGUGCUGAAGGAUUCGAAGGACAAAAUUGUUCAACAAAUAUCGAUGAUUGUGAUCCCCACCCUUGUCUGAAUGGAGGGACGUGUUCUGAUGCUCUUAAUGGCUACACAUGCACGUGUGCACCAGGAUAUACAGAUAUUAACUGCUCAAAAGAAAUUGACGAAUGCAGUCCUAACCCCUGCAUGAACGGAGGAGUGUGUACUGAUGGCAUCAAUGACUACACAUGCACCUGUGCCCCAGGAUACACUGAUGACAACUGCACAACAGACAUCGAUGACUGUGAUCCCAACCCUUGUCUGAAUGGAGGAACCUGUUCUGAUGGCGUUGAUAGCUACACAUGCACAUGUGCACCAGGAUAUACAGAUAGCAACUGCACCACUGACAUUGAUGACUGUUUCCCCGAUCCCUGCUUGAACAACGGAACCUGCUCAGAUGGUGUCAAUGGCUUCACAUGUAAAUGUGCUGAAGGAUUCGAAGGACAAAAUUGUUCAACAAACACUGAUGAUUGUCAUGCACAAGCUUGUUUUAACGAGGGAACCUGUAUAGACGGUAUCAACGGAUACACCUGUGAAUGUGUUGCAGGAUUUGAAGGGGACGAUUGCUCGACAAAUAUCGAUGAUUGUGAUCCCCACCCUUGUUUGAAUGGAGGGACGUGUUCUGAUGCUCUUAAUGGCUACACAUGCACGUGUGCACCAGGAUAUACAGAUAUUAACUGCUCAAAAGAAAUUGACGAAUGCAGUCCUAACCCCUGCAUGAACGGAGGAGUGUGUACUGAUGGCAUCAAUGACUACACAUGCACCUGUGCCCCAGGAUACACUGAUGACAACUGCACAACAGACAUCGAUGAUUGUGAUCCCAACCCUUGUCUGAAUGGAGGAACCUGUUCUGAUGGCGUUGAUAGCUUCACAUGCACAUGUGCACCAGGAUAUACAGAUAGCAACUGCACAACAGACAUUGAUGACUGUAUCCCCGAUCCCUGCUUGAACAACGGAACCUGCUCAGAUGGUGUCAAUGGCUUCACAUGUGAAUGUGCUGAAGGAUUCGAAGGGCAAAAUUGUUCAACAAACACUGAUGAUUGUCAUGCACAAGCUUGUUUUAACGAGGGAACCUGUAUAGACGGUAUCAGCGGAUACACCUGUGAAUGUGUUGCAGGAUUUGAAGGGCGAGAUUGCUUAACAAACAUUGACGACUGUGAUCCAGAUCCCUGUAUGAAUGAUGCCACCUGUUUCGAUGGCGUUAACAGGUUCACCUGUGCAUGCGCUGAAGGAUUCAGUGGAGAGAAUUGCUCAAUUAAUCUUGAUGACUGUUAUCACAAUCCGUGUAUGAAUAAUGGAACCUGCAUUGAUGGUAUCAGUAGCUAUGUAUGUGAAUGUGCGGAAGGAUUUGAGGGAAAGGACUGCGAAAUAAAUACUGAUGACUGUAGUCCAGACACCUGUUUGAACAAUGGAACAUGUAGAGAUGGAAUUAAUGGAUACACCUGUGAUUGUGUUGCCGGGUUCCAAGGAGUUAAUUGCUCGACAAACAUUGACGACUGUGAUCCAGCUCCCUGUAUGAAUGGCGCCACCUGUUUUGAUGGCGUUAACAGGUUCACCUGUGCAUGCGCUGAAGGAUUCAGUGGAGAGAAUUGCUCAAUUAAUCUUGAUGACUGUUAUCACAAUCCGUGUAUGAAUAAUGGAACCUGCAUUGAUGGUAUCAGUAGCUAUGUAUGUGAAUGUGCGGAAGGAUUUGAGGGAAAGGACUGCGAAAUAAAUAUUGAUGACUGUAGUCCAGACACCUGUUUGAACAAUGGAACAUGUAGAGAUGGAAUUAAUGGAUACACCUGUGAUUGUGUUGCCGGGUUCCAAGGAGUUAAUUGCUCGACAAACAUUGACGACUGUGAUCCAGAUCCCUGUAUGAAUGGCGCCACCUGUUUCGAUGGCGUUAACAGGUUCACCUGUGCAUGCGCUGAAGGAUUCAGUGGAGAGAAUUGCUCAAUUAAUCUUGAUGACUGUUAUCACAAUCCAUGUAUGAAUGAUGGAACUUGCAUUGAUGGUAUCAGUAGCUAUGUAUGUGAAUGUGCGGAAGGAUUUGAGGGAAAGGACUGCGAAAUAAAUAUUGAUGACUGUAAUCCAGACACCUGCAUGAACAAUGGAACAUGUAGAGAUGGAAUUAAUGGAUACACCUGUGAUUGUGUUGCCGGGUUCCAAGGAGUUAAUUGCUCGAUAAACAUUGAUGACUGUAGUCCUGAUCCAUGUUUCAACGAUGGAAGCUGCACGGAUGACAUCAACGGCUUCACCUGCCAUUGCCCAGAAGGAUUUGAGGGAAAUGUCUGCUUAAUAAAUAUCGAUGACUGUUCACCGCAAUCCUGUUUGAACGAUGCGACCUGUGUCGACGGUAUAAAUGACUUUACGUGUGAAUGCGCUGACGGAUUUGAAGGGCCGGACUGUGCAACAGAUAUUGAUGACUGUAGUCCUAACCCCUGUAUGAACAACGGAACAUGCACAGAUGGUAUCAAUGGAUUCACGUGUGAAUGUGUGGCAGGAUAUGAUGGGAAUAUCUGCUCCACAGACGUUGACGAUUGUGAUCCCAACCCUUGUCUGAAUGGAGGGAUGUGUUCUGAUGGCGUAGUAAGCUAUACAUGUACAUGUGCACCAGGAUACGUGGAUAUCAACUGUACAACAAAUAUCGAUGAUUGUGAACCCGACCCUUGUCUAAAUGGAGGAACGUGUUCUGAUGGUGUCGAUAGCUACACUUGCACAUGUGCACCAGGGUACACAGAUAGUCGCUGUUCCUCUGAUGUAAAUGAGUGCGAGGACUUAUCGUCCUGCCCACCUGCCAACCGGCCUUGUAUUAACUCCAUCGGUGGGUUUGCCUGCACCUGCCCGAGUGGUUAUGAGUGGAAUUCAACACAAUGCACAGAUGUGGAUGAAUGUUUAGCUGAUGACGCUCCUUGCCCCGACACGGUGCCUUGUCAGAACACAGAGGGUAGUUUUACCUGUCUGUGCAACCAGGGCUUUGCCUGGGAUGGUGGGAGCUGUUCAGAUGUGGAUGAGUGUUUAGAUGCACUGUGUGCAGAUACCGCAACUUGUGUCAAUCAGCCUGGUGGUUAUAGCUGCGUGUGCCCUGCUGGAUAUCUCUGGAAUGGAACAUCCUGUGAAGAUAUUGACGAGUGCGAACAGGAGAGCCCAGUCUGUCCAUCCACGUCGCCUUGUCAGAACACGAUGGGGAGCUAUACUUGUAUCUGCUCUGCAGGCUAUGCAUGGAAUGGGACUCAGUGUACAGAUGUGGAUGAAUGUCAAAGUUCUGAGCCUGUGUGCCCGUCAUUGGCUUCUUGUACCAACACUCAGGGCUCGUUCAGAUGCCAUUGUCAAGAUGGAUACACACUCACCGGACAGCCGGGAUCCAGUUUGUAUUUCUGCAUGGAUAUUGAUGAGUGUCAGGAUGUAGCGUUGUAUGAUUGCCAUAGCAACGCUACAUGCAUCAAUGAGCCUGGUGCCUACCGUUGCAUGUGCUCAGAGACGCAAGGUUACCGCGGCGAUGGGACAGUCUGUACUCCAUUUGAUCUGUGUGAGAGCGGACCUUGCUUGAAUCAAGGCCAGUGCACCUCAUCCGUAGGAAGUGGCAGCUAUGAGUGUGUGUGUACAGAGGAUUUUACAGGAGUCAACUGUGGCAUCAGAGUAGUACUUCAAGGUCCAAUCUCUGUCCUGAAGCACCCUGAGCCUAGCCUCAUCACAGCAUCGCUGUACGACACAGUCACGUUAGAGUGUCAGUUUGAGAAUGCCAACAGGUUUGCUUGGUACAGAAACGGAGUGGUGCUGCCCGGUACAAGAGACGUGUCAUUUCUUACAAUCGCUGGAGUCACUUCGACUGACCGAGGGUACUACUGGUGUGAGGGGAGUGGCUUGCAGGGAGUUACACUACAGACAAAUGCUUCCUUGCUGCUGAUUGAUGGUGUUUCUGCCUUCACCUCCGAGGCCAGGUUUCCAACAUUGACGUUUGUCGAUGAGUUGAGAAACAAAAGCUCGCCAAUCUUUAAACAAAUAUCGGCUGAAAUAAUAACCUUUCUCUCGGAGGGUUUACAAUCUGAGGGGGUUCAGGCAAACAUUGCUGUCAAAGAGCUGAACAGUGGAAGUGUAGUGGCAACGACUGAAAUCCUAACCAAUGCCGGAGGGACAAACAGUGAUGACUCCGAGUUAUUGAGCAUUGUCCAGGAUGCACUGGUUGGCAUAGCAACCGCCUCAGAUGGAUACAUGGAUCCAUCUUCUAUCACACUUGAGAGCAGCGGGAGUUGUGUCGAGACUAGGUGGCCCACCAUCUAUGGCACCAUUACUCUCCCAGCUGUACCCCUCGGUGAGGACACAGUAUCCAACUCGGAUCGUGUGUGCCCUGAUUAUACCAUCAAUAGUGGUCAGCCCAUAGCCUAUGCUGUUUGUGUUGGAGAUGGCUUCUCUCCGGCACAGUGGCUGGUUGAGUUGCAGUGCGGCCGAAACUUGACAGUUGAUGAAAAGCUAGCUCUCUUGAACAGGGUGGAAGUUAACGAUGAAAAUGUGAUGGUGGUGGCGUUGCAAGUCAUGGCCCUGACUGAAGAUGCCGAGAUGCUGAGUGAUGCAGGAGUCGCAUCAACCGCCGACAUCAUGACGAAAAUUGCUGACGUGAACUCAUCUACUUCACAGGUAACAGAGACCGUGGUAGACACUGUCGGCAACCUGAUGUUUAUCAGCGAUGAAGUCUUGCAAGAAGCCGAAGUCCGAGAGAACGCUCCAAGCAGAAUUGUCAGAGUAUUAGAGCGACAACUUGGCGAGGUCUCGCUGGCAGGAGAUGUGUCGUUUCGGGAAGUCCACCCUAACAUUGCUGUGGAGGUCCGCGGAGUGACCGAAUCCACCCUCUUGAAUGGGCUGGGGUUUGCGUCUGCUAAUUCCUCGUCGUCGGGGUUAUUUGGAGAGUCCAGCCUGAUGGUGAUGGAAGGAGAAGACGAGCUGUUCCAAGGAGCUUCAGAGAGUGAGAUGCCUAGUGCUGUACUUAUGCUGCCUCCGGAAGUCAACAUCCUUGCAAGACGAGAAGUCGGCGGUGGCAUCCGCGUGAGUUUCUCCGUCUUCAGAAAACGGAAUCUCUUCCAGUCGCCGUCGCUGGCAGACUUUAACAAGGGAGAGGACCGAUUCAACCGGACCAUCAACACGCGUGUCAUGUCUGCCACCGUGGGUAGCCAACCAAUCACAAACCUGAAUGAGCCUGUUACGAUACUACUCAGCAGACUUGAUAAUGAUUCCUAUGUGGACAACACGAGUUGUGUGUUUUGGGAAUUUGUCAAUGCAAGCUGGUCAAGUGAAGGAUGUCGUUUACGUGAAGAGUAUAUCACUGAUCAGUACAUUGCUUGUCAGUGUGAUCAUCUGACCAACUUUGCAGCUCUAAUGGACAUCUAUCCCGAGUCACCUUUGACCGAGACUCAGGAGUUCAUCCUCAAGUUGCUGAGUCUGGUUGGAUGCGGGAUGUCUAUCCUAGGACUGGCCGUUACCAUGGUUACCUACCUCAGUCACAAGAAACUUCGCAAGACCCGUCCAAACCGCAUCCUGCUGAGUCUGUGCGCCUCUUUGCUGUGUCUCUACAUCACCUUUGUGGUUGCCACGGCUCUGGAUUCAGAGCGAGGUGUUGCAGAGUUGGAUGUGUUGCCGUGCUGCGUCCUGGCCGGCUUCCUGCAUUACUUCACGCUGACGUCGCUCUGUUGGAUGGGCGUGGAGGGCUUCAACAUGUAUCUGCUGUUUGUUAGAGUGGUCAAUGUGUAUGUGCCGAAAUUCAUGCUGAAAGCAUCACUGGCUGCUUGGGGAAUACCUGCAUUGAUUGUUGCAAUAACUGCUGGGGCUACCAGGGAGGAUUACGUUGGAACAGACUUUUGUUUCUUGAAGCAGAUUCCACUGAUAGCUGGUCUCCUAGCCCCGAUCGGCCUCAUCCUACUCUUCAACAUUGUUGUCUUUACGCUGGUAAUCCGCCAGUUCAUCAAGACAUCCAACAACGACCUCCGUAGGAACAGGGACGAAAUGUCCAAACGGAAGCUGCACAAGCAGCGUCUGCAGAACGCCCUGACUGUCAUGACCCUGAUGGGGCUAACCUGGUCCAUCGGCUACCUGAAUCUCGUCCAAGCAAUAUCAUUCCCCGUCCAGCUAGUCUUCUGUCUGCUGAAUACGCUUCAAGGAUAUUUUAUCUUCAUGUUGUAUGGUGUUCGUCGGGCCGAGGUCAGGAAGCAUUGGAGACGCUGCUGCGUCUUCCAAAAAGCCACUUUUUCUUCAGUGCCGACAUCCUCCCAGACCCAGAGCUCUACAAAUAAACCACAGGCACAGAGGCCAUUCAAUCCUAACAUGAUCCCCAGACCUCCAUCACAGAUCUAUCGCCAUCGACCUGAUUCGAUGAUGCCCUCAAUGUAACAUUUUGAGUUUAAUUUGAACCAAGUUAUGGUUAAGAUUCCUCUUGCAUGUUCAGUGGCAACGCCAGACUCUAAUUUGUAUUUUUGUUUGG